UGAAGUUAGAUCAAGCUGCAGCUACGGAUUAAUAUACUGCUGUUCAGAUCUGACAUUUUUCCUGAUAACAUGGGUGGAGUGUGCUUAUAUUGUCCGUGGACCUGCAGACGACUGUGGCCGCUUUUUAUUUUUCUGACUGCAAUACCUUGUGGAUUUCACUGCUCCCAGAAUCCUCCACGUGGUAAUCAAUGGGCAGUAGGUCAUUUGAUGGGAAAGAAAAGCAUUGAGAGCUUGACUGAACUGCAGGAGUCAAAUCCUGACAGUGCUUAUCUCACAUCCUCGGAAACGGCCGGGGUGACAGAGUUGGGCCGAUACGAGCAUUUGAUGCAGGCACUUAUGCAACUAAAAAACCAAAAACCAAUAGAGCCGCAAACUGCAGACAGACUGCUUCAUCUACAGGGUGACUGGAGAGAAGAGGGCAGAGACAAAUAUCUCAGAGAGAUGUCAGACCUGCUUCUUCUGGCUUUGAAACUGCAAGACAGUGACUCCACCUGAAGAGAAGACAGAUACUGAACAAGUGCAGUAUAAUCACAU
This is a messenger RNA of Monopterus albus (swamp eel), 534 nucleotides long. RefSeq names its product gastrin-releasing peptide (gene grp). The record is from RefSeq and is a predicted model, not a curated record. The coding region runs from base 70 to 495 and encodes 141 amino acids. Gene Ontology annotation, molecular function: neuropeptide hormone activity. The transcript is spliced from 3 exons. Lineage: Eukaryota; Metazoa; Chordata; Actinopteri; Synbranchiformes; Synbranchidae. Gene Ontology annotation, biological process: neuropeptide signaling pathway.